This is a messenger RNA of Cylindrotheca closterium, 828 nucleotides long. Lineage: Eukaryota; Bacillariophyta; Bacillariophyceae; Bacillariales; Bacillariaceae. The record is from the annotation of a GenBank genome assembly.
AUGCCCUUUUCACGACCUGCCAUGAAUCAUGUAUGUGACCGAACGAGUGGUCUGAUUGUGUCGAUGGAUUUUGGUGCCUAUGGAGAUCUCGGUGAUCGACCAGUCUCAGGAGGACAUAUCGAACGAAUGAAUCAUUCAACGAGGUGCCCUGCGGCUGCUAUUUUCAAUGGUCCCGCCAAGGUUGAUUUUGUUGCCGUCACCAACAGUGAAGUCUUUACUGGUGUCAAAUCUGGAAGGAUCGACGUUGCUGCCGGUAGAACUCGCACGCUGGAACGAGAAAUCAAGCAUUCCAGCAGUGGAGGAUUUGCCUUUGACUUUUCCCCGCCGUACUUUUACGAUGGCAUGAUAGUAGCGGGAUACGAGCCACAUGGUCGAUGUGCUGCCAACUUGUUCUUUGAUGAAACCUGUGCCGACACGUUGAUUUGUGUUCCCGAACUGACGACUUGGCUCGAUGCGGUUGCAGCCAUGAGUUCGCUGCAGGAUUACUUUGUGGGAACCGAACAGCAUACGAAGGAACCUUUGAGUUUGAUGCAUCGGUCCGAUGACCAACAGUUUUCCGAUUUGAUCCGCUGGAUCAUUUACGGUUUGUUCAAUGCAGAAGAGAAGGGCAUUGCCAAGGAUACCUCGAUUGAGAUGCCCACCACGAACUUGUUUGGAAGUGAGCUAACUGGCAUCUGGCAGAAUUCCGUACGAGAAAGUGGCAAUUAUGGCGAAAUGUUUUCUCGAAACUUGGAUGGACUCGUCGUCCGCGAUGGUCUGAAUCUGCUGAAUCGUUUGGAUGGGCCUCAGCUAUGUGCUUCUCCGGGAACGGCACCAUCAUUCAAAUGA